Messenger RNA from Phymastichus coffea, 1929 nucleotides. RefSeq lists its product as uncharacterized. Bases 156 to 1103 code for a protein of 315 amino acids. The record is from RefSeq and is a predicted model, not a curated record. The transcript has a single exon. NCBI's taxonomy places the organism in Eukaryota, Metazoa, Arthropoda, Insecta, Hymenoptera, Eulophidae.
AUUUUAAAAUGUAACAGGGAAUCUUUUGUCAAGACAUGCUUUCAAAUUGUUUUAUCAUAAUAGUAAUGUCAUUGAACAAUACAUACAUAAGUUAAAGUUGUAAGAAGAAAGGAGUAGAACUUUUAAUAGGAUUCUAUUUGAUUGUUCACAACAAGAUGGAAAACAUGAAUAAAAUACUAACCAUCAUAGACUUCUAUUGCGAAACUCUCGAAAAUCCUGAAGUUUUAUCAAAAGAAGAUAUGAAUCUAAUGAAACAAUAUUUUCAAACUUGCAUGUUCAUUGAACAAUUGAUUAAAAAAGUGCAAAAAGAGAAAAAAGAAAUAGAAUUUGAAAGUCAUAUAAAAACUUGGAUGUUAAAUAAAAAAAAAAACAUUACAUACAAAUGUACAGAUUUAAGCAAUGCCUGUGAUAAAAUUUUCGAAUUAUAUUUAAAACAAGAGAAAGUAUCAAAUGAGUUUGUCGAUGAAGUUAUCAAAGUUUAUGUUGAAAACUGUGGAAGUAUUAGAUUAAGAACAAACAUUAAUCAUAUAAUGAUGAAUUCAAUGCAAGCAAAUACUAUCUUGCAACUUUUCAAAAAUUUAGAUAUUUCUGAAUCAGAUAUUGAGGAUGAAUUAAGAAUAGCUUCAUGGGAAAAUGAAAUUAAAGUUGGAAAGAAAAAAAAAGUUAUAGAAUACCUGAUAGAAAUGUUUGAUAAACAGCAUAUUUCAAAAUUGAUAAAAAUGGCCUACAAAUCAAAAUCAGAAAGCACAGUCAAUCUAAUGAUACUAGAAUUUUUCACUAAAAAAUUAGAAGGUAAUGACGUACAACUAUACUCUGAGCUGAAAGAUCUUGAUAGAAAAGUUCUUUUAAAACUUUUAAACGAUAAUUCAAAAUUUCAACUUAGCUAUGUUGAUACCACUUUUUACAUUGGAAGGAAUAUGAACCAUGAUAAAGAAAAUUAUUGGAUUACGGAUUCUGGAUUUUCUUACAGUGAUUUGAAAAAUGUGAUAAACUGUUUGCUAGAUGGCCCUGAUGGUCUUUAUGAAAUGAUCAUUAAUAGGAUUAAAACAGCCAAGGAGCUAGAUGCGGUUUGGAAUGAUAUAGAAAAACACUGCAUGUUAUAAACACUUAAGAGUGGUGUUAUGUUUUGUUGUUUAAUUUGUAAAAUUCAGCUAUUGUAUUGAAUAAAUUAGGAUUGACUUUGUUAGUCCAAUAGGAUAUUCUAUGCAUGUCUUGACAAAAGAUUUAUGUAAAUUAAGUGCAUCUAACAAGGAAACCUCUCCAACUCGACUUUACCAAUUUCAAUAUUAUUUUAAUGUUAUAGAUCAUAGAGAAAUAAAUAACACGUUUUUUUAUCAAUGGAAAAACACUUUGAGGGGAUGGAAUUUGCUGUUAAGUCUACCCUCAAAAAUAAAUUUUGCAAUUUAUCUCAAGUUCUGAUUGAUAUUUUACAAUGAAAUAAAUUUCAUUUCACUUCUCACGUAAUUGCGGAACUGAUACAUGUAGUUCCGACCAUGAGGGAUGUAACUCAACCUGUUUUUUAUUGAUAAUUCUACCAUUUUUGUGCCUAUUUAUAUGAAAAAAAAAUUUUAAUGAGCCAACAAGCUAGAAAAAACAUCGUAGGUUAUUUACAAUAAUAAUAUACAUUACAUAUGACUUACAAAAAUGGUGGAACUGUCGAUAAAAAAAAAGGUUGAGUUGCAUCCCUUAUGGUCGGAAUUGCAUGUAUUAGUUCCGCAUUUACAUGAGAAGUGAAAUAAAAUUAAUUUCAGUGUAAAAUAUCAAUUAGAACUUGAGAUAAAUUGCAAAAUUCAUUUUUGAAAAUGGACUUUUGACGGUGGUUUCAUCCCCUCAAAGUAUUUUUCUAUCGAUAAAAAGAAAGCACGUGUUACUUAUUUUUUUAUAAUUUACAACAUAUCAAAAGAAUAUUGAAAUCAAUGGGUCGGGUUA